AUGGGGCGGGUGGAACAGGCCAGUCACCCGCCGGCGGAGAGGCCGCGGGCCCCGGGCGGGAUAGGACUGGGGCGGGGCCACGCUCCCGGCGGCGGGCAGGGCCUGGCCUCUCGGCGGGGGGCGGGCCAAGCUCUCCGGGGGGCGGGGGCGGGGCCUGGCCUUUCGGCAGGGGGGCGGGCCCGGGAUCUCCGCGGGGGGCGGGGCGCGCCGGGAAAAGUUCCGGGAAGGUGGGCCUCCCGCCCAGGCCCGGCGCGGAAGUUGCCGGCGGCCCGUGCCCUCCCGGCCAGGCCCGGAGCCAUGUCGUCUGGGAACGCGGGGUCCGGCGGGCGGGAGGGCGCCCCGCGAGCUGCUGUCGCGCUCUGCGGCCUGUACCACGAGGCGGGGCAGCGGCUGAGGCGCCUGCAGGACCAGCUGGCCGCCCGGGACGUCCUCAUAGCGCGCCUCCGCGCCCGUCUGGCCGCGCUCGAGGGGGACACGGCGCCGUCGCUCGUGGACGCGCUGCUGGAGCAGGUGGCGCGCUUCCGGGAGCAGCUGCGGCAGCGGGACGGCGGCGCCGCGGAGGCCGCGCUGCGCCAGGAAAUCGAGAGACUUUCCAAGCAACUAGAAGAAAAAGAGAGGGAGACGCAGCAGCUGAUGAGCCAGCCGGAGCAGGAGCAGGAGAAGGAAGUGGCCCUGCUGAGGAGAAGCGCAGCACAGAGGGGGCGGGCCCGGGCCGCCAGCGACAUUCUGUGCCGCUCCUUGGCCGACGAGACCCAUCAGCUGCGGAGGACUCUGGCUGCCACCGCCCACAUGUGCCAGCAUCUGGCCAAGUGUCUGGAUGAACGCCAGCGCACACAGGGGGACGCGGGGGAGAGGAGCCCUGAGCCAGCGUGUGCAGAUGGGGACGGCUCUGUCCACGCGGUUGUUGAGAAGUUACGGGAGGAGAAUCGACUGUUGAAGCAGAAGGUGACUCACGUGGAAGACCUCAAUGCCAAGUGGCAGCGCUACGACGCCAGCAGGGACGAGUACGUGAGGGGGCUUCACGCACAGCUGAGGGGGCUGCAGGCCCCCCUCGAGGCUGAGGGGCCCUCCCCGCCCGAGCUGAUGAAGAAGGAGAUCUCCCGACUCAACACACAGUUGGAGGAGAAAAUCAACGACUGUGCAGAAGCGAGGCGGGAGCUGGCGGCCGCGAGCAGGGCCCGGGACGCCGCGCUGGAGCGGGUGCAGAUGCUGGAGCAGCAGAUCCUCGCGUACAAGGACGACUUCACGUCGGAGAGGGUCGACCGGGAGCGGGCUCAGAGUCGCAUCCAGGAGUUGGAGGAACGGGUGGCCUUGCUGCAGCGCCAGGUACCCUGGAAACAGGAUCCUCGAGAGCCAGGCUCUUGCCGGAUUCACACUGGGGGCAAAACUCCCGGGUACUUAGAGACUGGCGCUUCGGAGCUUGUGGCGCCCGGUGGCUGGAGGCCUGGGAUGGGAUCCCAGCGGCCAGAACUCCCCGCAGAGGGCGGGGGCCCCGGAGCAACCCGGAGAGGCCAGGGGGACCUUCGGUGCCCUCACUGCCUGCAGUGCUUCAGCGAUGAGCAGGGGGAGGAGCUCUUCCGGCACGUGGCCGAGUGCUGCCAGUGAGCGCGCGCGGGUGCUCCCAGCACGCAGCAUCGGGAUGCGGGGCCCCCAGAACAGGCUGGGGGCGCUUCUGAGCCUUCCCCUUGGUCCCCCUUGGGUCAGGGGGCACUUCCGCUGGGGCUGGAGGGAGAGGUGGGGUUGGGAGCAUUCGUGCCCAGGAGGGCGCAGCCUCGCCUCUGGUGUGGAGUUGGGACGUCCCAAGCUGUCGGGCCGAGGCCGUGCUGACGUGGCGUGGGGUUCUCCCAGGCCCGCAGGACAGCCCUGCCCCAGCCGCACCUGGGGACGCGGCGGCCGCCCGUGGGAAGCGCGCCCACGCCCACCAGCUGAGCGCUGUGCCUGCACUGAAACAAGGCUGCACUGCAAGAGUGUGUGCCGCAUAUCCAGAACUUAAACGUGUUCAUGUCACAUGACUUAUUUUUGUAAUAAAUGCACUUGCUACAGCGA
Molecule: messenger RNA, 2046 nt
Organism: Balaenoptera ricei (Rice's whale)
Lineage: Eukaryota; Metazoa; Chordata; Mammalia; Artiodactyla; Balaenopteridae
Gene: TNIP2
Product: TNFAIP3 interacting protein 2
Biological process (GO): regulation of transcription by RNA polymerase II; cellular response to lipopolysaccharide
Molecular function (GO): K63-linked polyubiquitin modification-dependent protein binding
Source: RefSeq, a predicted model, not a curated record